AUGUCGCAUUCUAGCGAAGCUAUCGGUGCUUCCACGCGCUCCCUACAUGCCGAUGAUGCCUUGAACCUCGUUACUGAUGUCGCUCCUCCUAUGCAUCUCUCUACUACAUUUCGUUAUUCCAAUGAUCCAACCCAGCUAGUACCGGCUGCUGAUGCCACCCCUUCCGACUUUGAUCCAACCUCCCACAUCUACUCGCGCAUGUCCUCACCAAAUUCUACCCGCUUCGAAACAAUACUCUCCUCCCUCCUACACGGCCAAGUUAUAAGCUACUCCUCCGGCCUAUCAGCCCUGCACGGCGCUCUCACCCUUCUCAACCCCCGCCACAUCUCCGUCGGCGAUGGCUACCACGGCUGCCACGGCGUCAUCGCCCUCUUCACCCGCCUAACAGGCCUCCAAAAGCUCCCCCUGGACUGCCAACCCGACCAACUCGAAGAAGGCGACGUAAUCCUCCUCGAAACACCCGUCAACCCCCAAGGCACCGCCUUUGACAUCGCCUCGUACGCCGCUAAAGCCCACGCCCGCGGCGCAUACCUUAUUGUCGACAGCACCUUCGCCCCACCAGGCCUGCAAGAGCCAUUCCAGUUCGGCGCAGAUAUUAUCAUGCACUCAGGUACCAAGUACUUCGGCGGCCACAGUGAUAUGUUGUGCGGUGUCCUCGCUACGAACCGCGACGACUGGGCCGCACAGCUCAAAUCCGACCGUGUCUUUAUCGGAACCGUCAUGGGUAGCAUGGAGGGCUGGCUCGGCGUCCGCAGUCUGCGCACAUUGGAGAUCCGCGUCCAGCGCCAGAGCGAGAAUGCUACCCGUCUUAUCUCCUGGCUUGAUGCUGCUUUGCAUGCGCCUAACCCCCCGCCUGACAGCGACGAGGCAGCUGUGCAGGCUGUUCUCGGUGAGGUCCUUCAUGCUAGUCUGCAGAAGGUCGAGGGUGACUGGUUGAAGAAGCAGAUGCCUAAUGGGUUCGGGCCUGUUUUCUCUAUUAUUAUGAAAGAGAUGCGCUUUGCUCGUGAAUUACCGAGUAAACUGCAUUUCUUCCAGCAUGCUACUAGUCUGGGUGGUAUUGAGACGCUUAUUGAGUGGAGGACUAUGACGGAUGCGACGGUUGAUCGGAGGUUGUUGAGAAUUAGUAUUGGGUUGGAGAAUUGGGAGGAUUUGAAGGCCGAUUUGGCGAGGGCAUUUCGUGAGCUUGCAAAGUAA
Messenger RNA from Penicillium samsonianum, 1194 nucleotides. RefSeq names its product cystathionine gamma-synthase. The record is from RefSeq and is a predicted model, not a curated record. The transcript has 2 exons. Bases 1 to 1194 code for a protein of 397 amino acids. Gene Ontology annotation, biological process: transsulfuration. Gene Ontology annotation, cellular component: cytoplasm. Gene Ontology annotation, molecular function: pyridoxal phosphate binding; carbon-sulfur lyase activity. Lineage: Eukaryota; Fungi; Ascomycota; Eurotiomycetes; Eurotiales; Aspergillaceae.